This is a messenger RNA of Lottia gigantea (owl limpet), 1048 nucleotides long. RefSeq lists its product as hypothetical. The record is from RefSeq and is a predicted model, not a curated record. NCBI's taxonomy places the organism in Eukaryota, Metazoa, Mollusca, Gastropoda, Lottiidae. Gene Ontology annotation, biological process: proteolysis. The coding region runs from base 1 to 735 and encodes 244 amino acids. The transcript has a single exon. Gene Ontology annotation, molecular function: serine-type endopeptidase activity.
AUGGUAUUGUCAGGAUAUUUGUUUAAUUUUAUAAAGUUUUAUUUACAGGGACUGGCUUAUUGUGGUGGAUCUAUAGUCAAUGAAAGAUGGGUUUUAACAGCCGCUCAUUGUGUUACACAAUUUGAAAAAUAUUUUGAAUAUAAAUUCAAUAAAUCAUUAAUUGAGAUGUUUAUAGGAACCCGACAUUGUAAAGGACGAGGGGGAAUUUCUAGAAAAAUUAAGGAUUACAUCAUCUACCCAACCUUUAAUGGUACAGACUUUAAUAACGAUCUGGCAUUGUUUGAACUUGAUGAACCUGUCACAUUUGGAGAUUUGGUAAUGCCUAUAUGUUUAGAACGGGAAGCUUUUACCAGUGAACUACUGAAAAGUGGUAAAGCCGGGAUAGUAACUGGAUGUGGAAAUAGAUAUGAAAGAGGUCGACCACCAACUUACCUUCAUGAAGUAAGCAUUCCCUAUGUACCAAGAGAACUAUGUACCGAAUCUGCUAAGGCUGUCAAUGCUUCCUUCUCUGAUUAUAUGAUUUGUGCAGGUUAUGCUAGAAGUAUGCAAGGUGAUGCUUGUACCGGUGAUAGUGGAGGGCCAUAUUCUAUGAAGUUUAAUGGACGUUGGAUUCUGGUUGGUAUCGUAUCUUGGGGUGUAGGAUGUGACCGAGAAAAUCAGUAUGGCUAUUACACUCACAUCUCUAAAUAUUAUGAUUGGAUCAUGUCCAUUACAACAAAUCAUCAAAGGGUAUAGUUGGUAUUAUUUACCUGCAUUUUAAAUUCUCUUUAACAAUUAUUUGUUCAUAAGAUCAUAUUUUGAUGAUUCAAUGACAUGGUUUUGAAUCAGAUUUGAUUCCAAAUAUUAAGAAAUUAUAAUUACCUGGCUCUGGAGGUUAGAUGGCUUUGUAUGAUUUCGUAGACGAUAACAAGUUUCAUUUUGAAAUGAUUGAUUUCAGAGUUAAAGAGUUAUAAUGAAAGAUAAUUAUUUUUAUUUAAUAUAUUGAUUAUUUCUAAUGUACAUUAUCUUGUUCUGAUUUUAAUAAAGUACUUUAUAUUUAGUUUAUCUU